AUGUCUGCAACCACAGGAUCUCCAAUCACUCUCCCCAACGCCACACAACACGACCUCACAAACUCCUUCACUGGUCUAAACUACCGCAUCCAAAUAUCUUGGCCUUUGAACUGGGAUCGCACAAAACAACUCCGCAACUCCAAGAUCCCAGUGAUCUACAUCCUAGACGGCAAUGCCCUUUUCCUCACCGCGACAGAAAUUCUCUGGCGAAGUGCGAGUAAUUCGUUCUAUCACGGCGGCGGCAUAAUAGUCGCGAUCGGGUACCAGAAUAUUCCGACCGAGACGGGGAGUUUGUUCAGUAGUCAGCGGAAUACGGACCUGACUAUCAAUGAGCAUGAAGUACAUGCUGGGUUGGGCGGAGCUGAUGCAUUCUUGGAGUUUAUUGGGAGGGAGGUGAGACCGUUGGUGAAGGAGCAGUUCAAAGAUGUGGAGACUGGAGAGGAGGCGAUCUUCGGACAUUCGUUUGGUGGAUUGUGUGUGUUGCAUUCGCUGUUUAGCAAGAAGGGAGGCGCAUUCGAUGCGUACUUUGCGGCCAGUCCGUCGGUGUGGUGGGAUGCAGCAAUUGUCGAAGAGACGGAGAAGUUCUGCAAUGCCCAAAGCAAAGAUUCGCAGGGCUCUUUGCAAAUAUCCUACGGAGCACUGGAACAGAGACCGACAAGGUCGAAUGUAGAGUCGGAUGUUGAAUUUGAAGAAAGGCAAAAGCGCUGUACGGAACGCAAGAUGGGAGACAAUGCUGUUGAGCUGGAGAAGAAGCUACGGAGCAGCGGAAAGUUGACGAUGGUGUCCAUCACCGAGUUCGAAGGAGAAGAUCAUGGCACGGUUGCGACAUCUGCUUUGCUCAGGGCAUUGAGCACCUUUUUCGAUCAUUGA
This is a messenger RNA of Aureobasidium pullulans EXF-150, 870 nucleotides long. Its product is annotated as putative siderophore esterase IroE-like protein. The record is from RefSeq and is a predicted model, not a curated record. NCBI's taxonomy places the organism in Eukaryota, Fungi, Ascomycota, Dothideomycetes, Dothideales, Saccotheciaceae. The transcript has a single exon. The coding region runs from base 1 to 870 and encodes 289 amino acids. Gene Ontology annotation, molecular function: hydrolase activity, acting on ester bonds.